UAAAGGAGAGAGGCUUCUACAAUACACCUGUCCUCUGGUCACCUCUGCAGCAGAACAGACAAAAUGACACAGGAUUAUUUUGGGUUGUCCUUAGUUAGAAGUGUGCCUAACAAUGGCACCACGGCUCUCAACAACCCGGCGGAUAUCUCCGUCAUUGUGAUCUACUUUUUGGUUGUCCUGGCAGUCGGAGUAUGGGCUAUGGUGAGCACAAACCGAGCCACCGUAGGUGGAUUCUUCCUCGCAGGAAGAAGCAUGGUGUGGUGGCCAAUUGGGGCAUCCCUCUUUGCGAGCAACAUUGGCAGUGGGCAUUUUGUUGGCAUCGCAGGGACUGCGGCUGCAGGUGGAGUUGCCAUUGGCGGAUUCGAAUGGAAUGCCCUUGUGGUGGUGGUCAUUCUUGGAUGGCUCUUUGUUCCCAUUUACAUCAAAGCUGGGGUGGUGACCAUGCCAGAGUACUUGAGGAAGCGGUUCGGAGGCCAGCGCAUCCGCAUCUAUCUCUCAGUGCUCUCACUCUUCCUCUAUGUCUUCACUAAGAUCUCAGCAGAUAUGUUUUCUGGAGCCAUCUUUAUUAACCAGGCUCUGGGGCUUAACAUCUACCUUGCUGUGGUUCUCCUGCUAAGUAUCACUGCUCUAUACACCGUCACAGGUGGACUGGCUGCAGUGAUCUACACAGACACAUUGCAGACCAUCAUCAUGGUCGUGGGAUCUUUCAUCCUCAUGGGUUAUGCCUUCAAUGAGGUGGGAGGUUAUGAGAACUUCCAGACGCGCUACAUGGAGGCCAUACCCACUCUGACUGGGGUCAACAUCAGUGAGAGCUGCUACACCCCUCGGCCUGACUCCUUCCACAUCUUCAGGGACGCGGUGACAGGGGACCUGCCCUGGCCAGGCCUGGUGUUUGGCCUCACUGUCCAGGCCACCUGGUACUGGUGCACUGAUCAGGUGAUUGUCCAGCGCUGUCUAUCUGCCAAGAAUCUUUCCCAUGUCAAGGCUGGCUGUAUCCUGUGUGGCUACCUGAAGCUGCUGCCCAUGUUCCUCAUGGUCUUCCCUGGCAUGAUCAGCCGAAUCCUCUACCCAGACGAGGUGGCGUGCGUGGAACCAGAGGAGUGUCUGAGGUACUGUGGGGCCAGUGUUGGCUGCACCAACAUUGCUUAUCCCAAACUGGUGGUGGACCUCAUGCCAAAUGGUCUGCGAGGCCUGAUGCUGUCGGUGAUGAUGGCGUCUCUGAUGAGCUCCCUGACCUCCAUCUUCAACAGUGCCAGCACCCUGUUCACGAUGGACAUUUACACCAAGAUACGCAGCUCCGCCUCCGAGAAGGAACUCAUGAUCGCUGGGAGGGUGUUUAUCCUGGUUCUGAUCGGGGUGAGUAUAGCGUGGAUCCCUGUGGUCCAGUCUGCUCAGAGCGGCCAGCUCUUUGACUACAUCCAGUCCAUCACCAGCUACCUGACCCCGCCCAUCGCCGCCACCUUCAUGCUCGCCAUCUUCUGUAAGCGCAUCAAUGAGCCGGGUGUGUUCUAUGGCCUUACGAUAGGCCUGGCUAUUGGCUUAACCAGGAUGAUCAGUGAGUUUGCCUAUGGGACAGGAAGCUGUGUGACCCCCACUAACUGUCCAGUGAUCAUCUGUGGGGUCCACUACCUCUACUUCUCCAUUAUUCUGUUCUGUAUCUCCUGCCUGCUGAUAGUCAGCAUCUCCCUCAUGACCAAACCCAUCGACGACAAACAUUUGCACCGCUUGUGCUGGCAGCUGAGGAACAGCACAGAGGAGAGGGUGGAUCUGGAGCUAGACAAUUGGAAAGAAAAUCAAGAACCUACCUUUGUGGAUAUUGAAGAGCCCACAGAGGAGCCAGGCUGUUUUAAGAAGGCAGUGUUGAGCUUCUGUGGCUUGGAGAAAUCGAAUGCUCCCAAGCUGAGUGCUGAGGAGCAGGCUGAGCUGCAGAGGAAACUCACAGAUACCUCAGAGAAACCCCUGUGGAGGAACGUGGUCAAUGCCAACGCCAUCAUCCUCCUGUGCGUCUGUGUUUUCUUGCACGGCUUCUACGGUUAAACAUCUCCUCAUACUGGACCUCCACUGCCCUGGACUGUCUAACCAUAAACUUGAGUAGCCUCCUCUUUCAACCCUGAAAUCGCCCCAGACUCACACGCCCACAAUGCACUGUAAAUUGCCACCUCUCUUACACUCCCUCCCUCUAUCCAUCAUCUGUACAGGUCGCUCUUAACCUCUUAACUCUGUAAUCUCCACACCCCCGCCACGUGGCUAAUGCUACGAACGCCUUACCUAGCUCCAUACCUGAACGACUGGCCUAGCUCCAUACCUGAACGACUGGCCUAGCUCCAUACCUGAACGACUGGCCUAGCUCCAUACCUGAACGACUGGCCUAGCUCCAUACCUGAACGACUGGCCUAGCUCCAUACCUGGACGACUGGCCUAGCUCCAUACCUGGACGACUGGCCUAGCUCCAUACCUGAACGACUGGCCUAGCUCCAUACCUGAACGACUGGCCUAGCUCCAUACCUGGACGACUGGCCUAGCUCCAUACCUGGACGACUGGCCUAGCUCCAUACCUGAACGACUGGCCUAGCUCCAUACCUGAACGACUGGCCUAGCUCCAUACCUGAACGACUGGCCUAGCUCCAUACCUGAGCGACUGGCCUAGCUCCAUACCUGAACGUUCACUUUGAACUUUCUGCCCUUCUUGAAGUUACUUUAGUUUGUUAUAUUACAAACACCAGGUGGGGCUGCAGUAGGAAUAAACUUGCAUAAUUUAAGAUUUGAGGAGUAUCAUUACCAAGAUAACACUGUACAGCCAGUGGAUUUUAAGGCAUUGACACAUCAAAUGUUGUUGGCAAUAAGAGGAAAAAAGCCAAUACAACACAUAUACCUAUUGAACACGUAUGACAUGUAUCUGGUAGCUUUCUUUUACUGAAUUAAUAAAGUAUUCUACCUUAGUUCGAAAAAGGUUGAGAACUACCCUAUUUUUCAGAGAUGAGGGAUGGACUCACAAACUCAUUAUCACACAUUCAAUCUCUGACUGACUACGGUGAAUGGAGCCUGGCGAUCAAAGGUCAAAAGUGGUGCCAUGUUUCCUCUUUCCUCUAGCUGUCAUUUUGCUUUGCUAUGUGUUAAUGAAUGAUAUCUCAAAGAUGGAAGGAGCAGUACAUUUCCUCAUGGUACUGGAGUAAUAACCCACUUCACUCACGCACGCACGCACGCACGCACGCACGCACACACACCCACACACACCCCCGAGCCAUGCUUUUCUUUACUGCCCCCUGCCUGUCAUAACAGUAAGUGCAUCUGGAGGACCAAGAAUGUAAAAUAUCACAGCCACAUGGGGUGGUUUACACUCUUUUGGUGUAUGGGCUCUAUUCAAUCCGCAUCGUGGACGUUCAUUUUAACAGCGUGAUUGAAAUUUAAAGGAAAUGUUCCCGCAUUAGAACAGACUGCAUUCACAGUGAACCGUUGCAUAUGUCCGUUCAAUCAGAAAUGACCUUUACAUUUCUAUCACACAAUCUGAAACGCUUCAACUGUACAGAUUGAAUAGAGCCCUAAGUAUACCUGUUACAAGUAGUGUACCCUAACCCUAGAAUGGUAUUAGGGUUGUUCCAUGUCAUUUCAGCAAGCCAUGACACCCACCCUCGCAGAUUGUUCUAAAAUGGUUUCUGCAGUUAGAAACAGAUUAUUUUGUUGAAAGACAAUUUGAACUCUAUGGAUUGCACCCAAAUUGGCCAUUUUAAUUUAUAGGAUUCAUAUAAUAUUGAAUAAAUAUAGCACCCAACAUCCGAUUUGGACCAAACCUCUUCCUAACAUUGAUUGAAGGUAGACUCAGCGAUAUGACGUAGAUGCAGAAAGUAAACAGCAUAGUGUGUCAAUUUCUGCAACAAUUGAAGCGUGAGGCUCAACUUCUCCGCUGUUCUGGUGCCCUGGCUACGACGCUGUGAACAGCGUGACGCGAACCCGUGCACGUGAGCAGAUACUGUGUGUGACUAUGUGAGAGCGAAGUCUUGCAUCUUGCUCAUCUCAAUAUCUCCGGUGCCGCUCGUGGCAACAUGAUUUUGCUGAGUGUACCUUUAAGACAUGAGGAUUCCAAAUAAAUGCUCAAAAGCCACCAACGGACGCCCCAAACCCCACACCAAGCCCACCCCAACGCACAGUAGACCUAAACAGUUUCAGAUUUCUAUGUCUGACAAAUAGUAUGACGCUGCGGCCUGGAGUAUUCAGAGGAAUUAGUCACUGAAGUCACUUGCCUUAUAUUGCAUCUAACCCUAACCCUAGAAUGGUAUUAUAGUGUCCUACAGCUGUAAUGCUGAGCGCAACCAUAACCCUUCAACAUCAAGUGUGCUAUAGUGAGAUUUUGGAUUGAAUCCUGGCGUAAUUGUAAAAGAACACAGAAAACUCUGCCUGUUGGUGCUAUCCCAUGUUGGUGCUAUCCCAGUCCCUCUAACACACUGCCAUCUUAGAAGCAUCUGUCUCUCGUCUCAA
Molecule: messenger RNA, 4473 nt
Organism: Salvelinus namaycush (lake trout)
Lineage: Eukaryota; Metazoa; Chordata; Actinopteri; Salmoniformes; Salmonidae
Product: sodium/glucose cotransporter 1-like
Exons: 14
Coding region: 64-2037 (657 amino acids)
Biological process (GO): transmembrane transport; sodium ion transport
Cellular component (GO): plasma membrane
Molecular function (GO): D-glucose:sodium symporter activity
Source: RefSeq, a predicted model, not a curated record